Messenger RNA from Calypte anna (Anna's hummingbird), 2793 nucleotides. RefSeq names its product ubiquitin specific peptidase 22 (gene USP22). The transcript has 16 exons. Gene Ontology annotation, biological process: protein deubiquitination. The coding region runs from base 390 to 1910 and encodes 506 amino acids. The record is from RefSeq and is a predicted model, not a curated record. NCBI's taxonomy places the organism in Eukaryota, Metazoa, Chordata, Aves, Apodiformes, Trochilidae. Gene Ontology annotation, molecular function: zinc ion binding; cysteine-type deubiquitinase activity.
CAGGGCGGGCGGAGGGGGGUGCGGGCGAGGGGGAGGAAGGAGACGGAGAAGGAGGCGGGGGGGGCGGUUUAAAGAGACAAGAGCCGAGCGGGCGGCCGGCUGGGGGAGCAGGAGCGGCGGCGGGCGGGGACUCGCCCCCUUCCCCACACACGCUCGCUCACACCGCGGCCAGGGUCGCCGCCGCCAGCGCCCCCCACCUUCCCCCCCCUCCCUCCUUACCCCCCCCCCUUCUCCGCCUUCUCCUCCCCUUCCCCUCCGCCCGCCGACUCCAGAGCGGCCUCUAUGAGGUGGAGAACUGGAAGCAGAACCUGCGGGCGAUUUACCAGUGCUUCGUGUGGAGCGGCUCGGCCGAGACCAGGAAGCGCAAGGCAAAGUCGUGCAUUUGUCAUAUGUGUGGUGCCCACCUGAACAGACUCCACUCUUGCCUCUACUGUGUCUUCUUUGGCUGUUUUACCAAGAAACAUAUUCACGAGCACGCAAAGACAAAGCGACACAAUUUAGCCAUAGACCUUUUGUAUGGGGGUAUAUACUGCUUUAUGUGUCAAGAUUACAUAUACGACAAAGACAUGGAACAAAUUGCCAAAGAAGAACAACGAAAAGCUUGGAAAUUACAAGCCUUCACCCCAACAGUGGUUUCUCACUACCAGUGUACAAUGACAGGCAUUGGAGAGAAGUAUUCAACCUGGGAGCCAACCAAGCGGGAGUUAGAAUUGCUACGACACAACCCCAAGCGGAGAAAAAUCACCACAAACUGCACCAUAGGUCUACGAGGGCUAAUCAAUCUUGGGAACACAUGUUUUAUGAACUGUAUUGUCCAGGCACUUACCCACACUCCACUGCUGCGAGAUUUCUUCCUCUCCGACAGGCACAAAUGUGAAAUGCAAAGUCCCAGCUCAUGUCUGGUCUGUGAAAUGUCUACGCUUUUUCAGGAGUUUUACUCUGGGCACCGAUCUCCUCACAUUCCAUAUAGGUUAUUGCACCUGGUAUGGACUCAUGCACGGCAUUUAGCAGGGUACGAGCAACAAGAUGCACACGAGUUCCUCAUUGCUGCAUUAGAUGUGCUACACAGACACUGCAAAGACUCUUCUAUCAAGAACAAGUGCAAAGCAUACCUCAGUCUUCGUGUGAGAUCCUUCAGGAGUUCCAGGGCUCUCCAUUUCUUAGAGAAAUGUGAUGAUAAUGGGAAGAAGGCCAACAACCCCAACCACUGUAACUGCAUCAUAGACCAAAUCUUCACAGGCGGGCUGCAGUCUGAUGUUACCUGUCAAGUCUGCCAUGGCGUUUCCACAACGAUAGACCCCUUCUGGGACAUCAGUUUGGAUUUGCCAGGCUCCUCCACCCCGUUCUGGCCCCUGAGUCCAGGCAGUGAUGGCAGUGUUGUGAAUGGGGAAAGCCAUGUGUCAGGCACCACCACGCUCACAGACUGCUUGCGAAGGUUUACAAGGCCAGAACAUCUAGGAAGCAGUGCCAAAAUCAAAUGUAGUGGUUGCCAUAGCUACCAGGAAUCUACCAAACAACUCACUAUGAAGAAGUUACCCAUUGUGGCCUGUUUUCAUCUCAAACGGUUUGAACACUCAGCCAAACUGAGGCGAAAGAUCACUACGUACGUCUCCUUCCCACUGGAGCUGGACAUGACACCAUUCAUGGCUUCCAGUAAAGAGAGCAGAAUGAACGGGCAGUACCAGCAGCCGACGGAUAGUCUAAACAAUGAUAAUAAGUAUUCCUUGUUUGCAGUAGUUAAUCACCAGGGAACCUUGGAGAGUGGGCACUAUACCAGCUUUAUCCGGCAGCACAAGGACCAGUGGUUCAAGUGUGAUGAUGCCAUUAUCACCAAGGCUAGCAUUAAGGAUGUGCUAGACAGUGAAGGAUAUUUGCUGUUCUAUCACAAACAGUUCCUGGAGUAUGAAUAGCCUUAUCCAGCAGCUUGUCAGAAAUAAACAAGGAAGAAAAUAAGCAAGCCUUCUGAAUCGACACACAAACCUACCUGAAAUGAAAAGACCCUUUAAAAACCAACUAGCACUGAGCUGUAACAGGACCUACUUGACACUGACUCAAAGCCUGGUGGAGUAAGAAAUGAACAAUGUCCAACGUGUUUGUGGUCCUGCAAGGACAGAAAAGGGGCAAAAAAGAGGCUGCAGUCAGUCACUUACCAGAGGAAAUAUAAAAUGAAAGGAAUGCUCUGGGUGGGGGAAAUGGGAGCAGAGGAGUCCGGGCGCUGGUACAUCUCCUGAGUUUCUCCAAAAUGUGUGUGGGAAGGCAAGGGGUGAUACCCUCAUCUCCAUAAAGCAUCUUCUCCAUUUGGUGCUUCAGCUCCAAUGACCAAUCAUAUAACAGUUACAAUUAAAAAACAAAACAAAAAAAAAAUCCAAGCCCAUUUUUUUAUGCAUAUGGGUCUGAAAGCAGUAGAGUGGAGGAGGAGGGGAUGACACAACUAAAGGACUUUGCAAGUAUCUUUUUAUUUGUGAAUUUUAGUUAUUAAAUAAAUACAGUAUGAAACUAUUAGGCUCUUUUUUUUCCAACAACCAUGAAAGAAAUCCUGGAUUGUGGAACUGAAGCUACAGUACUGACAGGUUUUCAAGCAUGCCUGCUUGCACAGGUAAUGUUUAAUGCCAUCGGACUGCUCAUCAAAAGCAUCAGCACAGAUUCUUUUCUGUUUGAGCCCUUUUUUUUGUUUUGUUUUCUAUAAAUAGCUAUUUUCUUAAUUUUUUUUCCUUUUAUUCCUUUUUUUUCACGAGAAUGAAACUCAUAAAUGCAACCAUCAGUAAAAAUGAAUGAAUUGGUGUGUUUAUACUG